This is a messenger RNA of Hyaloscypha bicolor E, 2055 nucleotides long. RefSeq names its product nucleotide sugar dehydrogenase. Bases 1 to 2055 code for a protein of 684 amino acids. Gene Ontology annotation, cellular component: nucleus; cytosol. Gene Ontology annotation, biological process: polysaccharide biosynthetic process; glycosaminoglycan biosynthetic process. NCBI's taxonomy places the organism in Eukaryota, Fungi, Ascomycota, Leotiomycetes, Helotiales, Hyaloscyphaceae. Gene Ontology annotation, molecular function: UDP-glucose 6-dehydrogenase activity; NAD binding. The transcript has 3 exons. The record is from RefSeq and is a predicted model, not a curated record.
AUGUACAGACAUCCCUCAAUACCUUCGUCGAAUAUCGACGCGUCUGAGGAUGGCCUCCUCGAUAUCUCGACUGCGCCUACGACUCCGGAUGGCAGCUUGACUUUCAGCCCUGUCUUGCAGGCGUUGAAGCUGCAGGAUGCGUUGGAAGAUGCUGCUUCGGGGCGGGGCAAGCAAAGAACGAGCAGUACAUCUCUGGAUGCAGCGAUGAGGGCGAGCGGAGCCGGGGUGAAUAAUAUCUGCUGUGUUGGGGCGGGAUAUGUUGGUGGUCCUACAGCAGCCGUAAUGGCCUUCCAAAACCCCCAUAUCAAUGUCACAGUCGUGGACCGAGAUCCAGUCCGAAUCAAGCAGUGGAAGACGAAGCACCUCCCAAUCUACGAACCAGGCCUGUACGAAAUCCUCAGAAUCGCGCGAGAUGGCUCGAAAGCAUGCUCCUUUUACAAUGAAGCCACACGUUCCGAUUCCCUAGACAGCAUGUCCUCUGCGAGCUCCUCCACUUCAGAAUGCGAAAGUCAAUGCGGAGACCACAGAGACGAAAUCGCAAUCCAAGCACGUGUACCGAACCUCUUCUUCUCUACCGAGAUCUCGAAAACAAUCAGCGAGGCAGAUAUCGUACUCAUUGCUGUCAAUACACCUACAAAAACGCGGGGAAUGGGUUCCGGGAAGGCAACAGAUCUUACAGCUCUGGAAGCCGUGACGAGAGAAAUAGCCAUCCACGCCAAGCCCGGGGCAAUCCUCGUAGAAAAGAGUACAGUACCUUGUAGAACGGCAGAGCUCAUCCAAGACACACUCAAAGUCCACCGCCCAACCCAAUCCUUCGAAGUCCUCUCCAAUCCCGAGUUCCUAGCCGCAGGCACAGCAAUUACCGACCUACUCUCCCCGGACCGCGUAAUAAUCGGCUCCUCAUCCACCUCUGCCGGCCGCCGCGCAGCCGAGACUCUAGCUUCCGUGUAUGGCUCCUGGGUACCGAGAAACCGGAUAGUAACAAUGAACACCUGGUCCUCGGAACUCUCGAAACUCGUCGCAAAUGCCAUGCUCGCCCAGCGCAUCUCAUCAAUAAACUCAAUCUCUGCCAUCUGCGAAGCGACAGGGGCCGAUAUCUCCGAGGUCGCGCAGAGCGUUGGCAUGGAUCCGCGGAUCGGGGACAAGUACCUGAAAGCCGGGAUCGGGUUUGGCGGAAGCUGUUUUCGGAAAGAUGUCCUGAGUCUGGUGUACCUUGCAGAAAGCCUAGGAUUGCACGAAGUGGCAGAAUACUGGACUGGUGUCCUGAGCGUCAAUGUCUGGCAACGCGAGCGCUUUGUACGGAGAGCGGUUCGCUGUCUAAACAACACUAUCGUUGGCAAGAAAUUGGCAAUCCUCGGCUACGCAUUCAAGAAAGACACAAACGAUACCCGCGAAAGUCCCGCUUUAGAAUGUAUCAAGAUUCUUCUCGAAGACUGUCCCCGCGAACUCGCUGUCUUUGACCCCUGCUGCGACCCCGCUACCGUCAAAGCCGAGAUCGGUAAACUGGUAGGGAAGGAGGUGCUAAAGGAAAAUGGUGGCAGUAUUGAGGUCUACGCUGAUGCAUACGCCGCGUGUGCAGAUGCUCAUGCCGUGCUGAUCAUGACGGAGUGCGAUGAGUUUAAAACCUCGCCUUCAUCCUCGAACUCAUCACCAACCCUCGUCCCUAAAUCAAAACCCGCGUCGAAGAAAGGACCAGUUGACCCACGGCCCUUCGCCCGUCUCGAACCCACGGAAUCCGAGAUCCUCCAACUUCAAAAAUUCCUCACCUCCACCUUUGCGGUCGACGACCCAUUGCAAAGAUUUGAGACUGAGCAAGAAUGUGGAGAGGAAUGCAAACUGUGUGCUGGGGAAUUGGGAGAUGAGCUGGAGAAGACUGUUGUGCUGAGUAAAGAGGGAAAUAUGAAGGAUAAGCUGGAUUGGGCGCGGAUCGCGUAUCAUUUGCAGAAGCCGAAGUGGGUUUUUGACGGAAGGGGGGUGGUGGAUGCGGAUGAGAUGCGGGGCUUGGGUGUUAGGGCUGAAGGGAUUGGCAGGGUGGGAUGGAGAGGCAGACGUUGA